AUGUCUCUACCAAGAACGAUUAGCAAUCUACGCAAAGCCGGUUUCAAGCAAUGGUGGAGGGAUUUGCAGUAUAUCGGUGAUCCAAAAUACGGUAGAUUGGUGGGAACAGAUUCAUUCGGUAAUAAAUAUUUUGAAAACCUAGAGGAACAGCCCGGUCGUCAUAGAUGGAUCGAUUAUGCUGCACAUGACUACAAUACAGUACAAGUUGAACCACAAUGGCAUUCAUGGCUUCAUCAUAUCCGACAAGAUCCACCAAAUGUCGACCCAAUCGUUCAAGCCGCACAUAAGACCUGGGAAAUUCAACAUACAGACAGCACAACAGGAUCGAGGGCAUCUUUCCGUACAUACAAUACAACGAGACAAAAGAUUAACCCCUGGGAGCCCACAGUAGCAGCACGUAAAUGAUUC
Meira miltonrushii is the source of this 408-nucleotide messenger RNA. Its product is annotated as NDUFA12-domain-containing protein. The record is from RefSeq and is a predicted model, not a curated record. The transcript is spliced from 4 exons. Lineage: Eukaryota; Fungi; Basidiomycota; Exobasidiomycetes; Exobasidiales; Brachybasidiaceae. Gene Ontology annotation, cellular component: membrane. Bases 1 to 405 code for a protein of 134 amino acids. Gene Ontology annotation, biological process: mitochondrial respiratory chain complex I assembly; response to oxidative stress.